GAUUAAAAAAUAAACCGAAAAAACAAAAUUCUCCGAAUUCUCAGUAGUGAACAGCAGAUUUCAGGCUGGAUUCAGUCAACGAUCUUGGAGCGGCGAAGAAGACGAAGCUCCGUUCCAAAACGACGUCGUUGGUGAGUUCGGUUUCCGGUGAUUGACCGCUUCUCUGUUUCGAUAAUAUGGCGUUGAUGGAUGAAAAGCGGGAAGGGAAUCUGGAUGCUGAUGACGAGGAGGUUGACAGCCCGGCAGAUCCGCUGCUCGGGAACCCAGAUGAGUACACGAUUACGGCGGUCGGUCCGUCGCCGGGAAGUGUCGCCGUUGGAUCGUCGGAUGGUUUCGCGUUGUUGAAGGAGGAGCCGGAGGAGGAGGACUUGAAGGCGGUGGUACCGGUGCAGUUGAAGACAUUGGCGAUCCCUCCGCCGAAGAGAUCCUCCAAGGACCGCCACACGAAGGUGGAGGGCCGCGGGAGAAGAGUUCGCAUGCCGGCGGCGUGUGCGGCGAGGAUUUUUCAGUUGACCCGGGAGUUGGGUCACAAGUCUGACGGAGAGACCAUCAGGUGGCUCCUCGAGCGAGCGGAGCCGGCCAUCAUCCAGGCCACUGGGACGGGGACGGUGCCGGCCAUCGCCGUCUCCGUGAACGGAGAACUGAAGAUUCCGACGACGUGCCCGGAGACGGAAAACGACGGGGCGUCCGCGAAGAGGAGAAGAAAGAUGGCCCCGAGAAGCGAGUUCUUCGUCGUGAACGAACCUUCCCAUUUCGCCCCUGUCUCUCCGAUUAUUCCUCAAGGCCUGGUUCCCGUGUGGACAGUCAGUUCCGGAAACGGCGUUAUGCCCGGCGCGGCGGUCCCGAGCGGCGCAUUCCUGAUGCUCCCACAGACGCCGUCACCCGCCGGACCUUUGAACCAGCCCCAGCUGUGGGCCAUACCGGCGACGGCGACCCCUGUCUACAGCGUCCCCGGCAGCACAGUUCCUAAUUUCGCCACCUCAAUGCAACCCGGAGUUAGUUUUCCUCGCGGUGGAAUUCAAAGACAACAGAGCCCUUCUGUAUCAAACUCCGGCGGAGAUGGCAAUUCCGGCAAGGAGGUAUCCACCAUGGCUCCAAUUUGCAGCUCUACCAGUCCCUCCAGCUCCUCAAACGCCGCCGCUACCACCACCACCACCACCAACCCCACCCAAAUGCUCAGAGACUUUUCUCUGCAGAUUUACGACAAGAAGGAGCUUCAAUUCAUGGAUUCUUCUGGGUCUCGGCUGAAUGAUCCCACCCAAAGAACACAUCAGAACCACCACCACCACCAAAUGGAGGACAUCGCCGUCAUUAGUAAAGGGUUUUAGCCUUUUUGCUUCUUUUUUCACUUUAUAAUUAUUAUUAUUAUUGAUCCUAAUCAGCCUUUAAUCCCUACUAAGAUGUGUUGAGUUUUUGCUAAUCAUCAUUCAUCUAAUCUAAUGGAAAGUGUAUUAAAAAGAUUUGGAUAGGGAUUUGGGAAUUAGCAAAUGAAGUUAUCCCUACCAU
Messenger RNA from Cuscuta campestris, 1506 nucleotides. The record is from the annotation of a GenBank genome assembly. Lineage: Eukaryota; Viridiplantae; Streptophyta; Magnoliopsida; Solanales; Convolvulaceae.